Closterium sp. Yama58-4 is the source of this 2751-nucleotide messenger RNA. Lineage: Eukaryota; Viridiplantae; Streptophyta; Zygnematophyceae; Desmidiales; Closteriaceae. The record is from the annotation of a GenBank genome assembly.
AUGCCGAGGUCAACAAUUCCACUCACACUCACUCGGCUGCUCCACCCCUCUCGCCCCCUUCCUUCUCCUCCCCUCCCCCCCUCUCCCCUCGUCUUCCCCAUUCCUUCCCAAUACAGUCGGGUGGUGGUGGUGAGGGAGGGGACACGUGGCGCAACCCCGUUGGACGUCUCGCCUCCCUCCAUGAGCGUGCGAUCCCGCGUGCACGAGUACGGGGGAGGGGCCUUUCUGGUCGCCCCUUCCCCUCCUCCUGCCACAUCAGCUGCCACGUCGGAUGCCACGUCAGCAGCUACCAGCAGUGUGGCGGGCGAUCUGCUGAUCUUCUCCAAUGGAGCUGAUCAACGGCUGUACGCGCUCGAGAUGCCAUCCGACGGCUCCGAUUCUGCCGAAGCGCCCCAGCCUCGUCCACUGACCCCUGUCGUCGAGCCACCUAGCGCGCUGCGAUUCGCUGAUGGCCGGCUGGACGUGCACAGGCGGCGAGUGAUAUGCGUGCAGGAGGACCAUCGCCAAAGCACCAGCAGUGGGGGCGGAACCGAGGAGCACGGGGGACAUGGCGAGCCGAGUAAUAUGAUUGUGGCAGUCUCGUUGGAUAGUGAUGGUACUGACGUCCCCGUGCUGCUAGCAUCUGGAGCAGACUUCUACGCCUCCCCACGCCUGAGCCCGGAUGGCAAGCAGCUGGCAUGGAUGGAGUGGAGCCACCCGCACAUGCCGUGGGAGAGGAGUCGGAUCAUGGUGGGGGCGUUUGAUGAUGAUGGUUGCCUCACCGCUGUGCAGUGUGCAGCAGGAGCAGAUGCUUCUGUGGUGGAAGCACCCAUGGAACCCCUCUGGUCGCCACAAGGCGAGCUCUACUUCCUCUCGGAUCGCCUUACCGGCUUCUGGGCUCUGCAAAGAUGGAACCCCACAUCAGGCACAGCAGAAGCAGUGGCAGAUAUGCCCAAGCACGAAGGAACCGAUUUGCUGGUGGAGGUGGGGGGACCCCUCUGGGUGUUUGGGAAUGCGAGCUAUGCGUUCAUCCCAGGCAGCUCACACCACGUGGCUGUCAUCUGCCAAGUGAAGGGCCAGUCUCAGCUGGGGAUCAUCGACACUCACACUCGCUCCUUCACACUCACUCCUCCCACCCACCCUCCUCUCACUCAGAUGUCGCACCUGGUGGCAGGCAAGGAUCGUCUUUUUGUGUGUGCUGGCGGCCCCUCCACCCCCCUCUCGUUUUUCGAGCUGAAACCCUCCCCAGAUAUGACCUCCCUCCAAGUCAUUCACCCGGCCAUCCGCCCGUCAACAACCAUCGACACCGCGUCCCUCGCCCCGUUCCUCUCCUCGCCUCAAUGGGUCGAAUUCCCCACCACCACCCCUGCACAAGGGGAGCAGUCCGUUGCAUCCUCAACUGCUGAUGCCCCACACACCGCGCCACACUCCUCCGCACCCCCACGCACCGCACACGCGCUCUUCUACCCACCUGCCAACAGCGAGUACCAAGGGCCGCAGGGGGCCCUCCCUCCGCUGCUGCUGAAGUGCCACGGGGGCCCCACGGGGUGCCUUGAUUCCGCCCUGCGCCUGCCGCUGCAGUUCUGGACGUCCAGAGGCUUUGCUGUUGUGGAUGUCAACUAUGGGGGCAGUACUGUCCCAGAAAGAACCCGUUCCGUUCCGAUCCAAGGGCUGCAAGGGGCGCUGCACCCCCCUCUGCUGGUGAAGUGCCACGGGGGCCCCACGGGGUGCCUUGACUCCGCCCUGCGCCUGCCCCUGCAGUUCUGGACGUCCAGAGGCUUUGCUGUCGUGGAUGUGAACUAUGGGGGCAGCACGGGGUACGGCCGGGAGUACAGGGAGCGGCUGCAUGGGCAGUGGGGAGUGGUGGACGUUGACGACGCUUGCUGCUGUGUCGAAUACCUGGUGCGUGCAGGACUGGUAGAUGGCAGCAGGGUGGCUAUCGACGGAUCAUCAGCAGGAGGCUUUACUACCCUCUCAGCUCUCACCUUCCGCUCUACCUUCAAGGCCGGAUGCUCCUUGUACGGGGUAAGAACUGCUUUUAUCAGAUCUCUCUCACUCAUCAUGCUGGUGAAGCAUCACCACCCUCUUAACUCUCACCUUCCGCUCUACCUUCAAAGCUGGAUGCUCGCUCCCUGUACGGGCGAAGUGGCUUUUGAGUCACGUUUGAAAAUCCUCAAAGUUGAGUCCGAAUCAAAACAAUCCCUGCCUGCCCCCCCCUGUGUUGAGCAGAUCGGGGAUCUCGAGGCUCUGGCUCAAAUUGGAGAUCUCGAGGCUGUGGCUCAGAUGAUGCACAAAAAACAUUGGCCAAUUGGCACUUCAUGUACAAUUAUCAUCAUCCAACCGCUGCUCCCCCCUGUUGAGCAGAUUGGAGAUCUCGAGGCUCUAGCUCAAAUGAUGCACAAGUUUGAAAUGCAUUACACCGAUACACUUGUUGCACCAUACAACACUCCUGAGGGAAAGCAGCUGUACAAGGAACGCUCCCCAAUCAACCACGUCGACAAGCUUGCAUGCCCGUUGCUCCUGUUGCAGGGGCUCAAAGACCAGGUUGUGAGUCCUGACCAGGCCCGUGCCAUGCACGCUGCAGUGAAGGCCAAGGGGCUGCCAGUGGCUAUCAUUGAGUUUCCAGAUGAGGACCACGGCUUCAGAAAUGCGGACAACAUCAAGGCAGCACUGGAGAUGGAGCUGGAGUUCUUCUGCCGUGUCCUGCUCAAUCUGCCUUCUUCAUCUGACAAACAGAGGCUGACGAUUGACAAUUUUGAUCAGGAAAUAUAG